AUGCGAUCGCAACGCCGCCCCGCCGAGACGCCGCCGCCGGGCGCCAUGACCGUCAGCUACCUCUCUGCCUCGUACUGGUGCGGCCUCUUCAUCAUGGCCAUUGGCGUCGUGCUUCCGCUCGUGUACAUGUUUCUGCAGAACAAGAAGGCCUUCAAGAGCGUCCGCCGCGACUAA
Molecule: messenger RNA, 174 nt
Organism: Saprolegnia parasitica CBS 223.65
Lineage: Eukaryota; Oomycota; Saprolegniomycetes; Saprolegniales; Saprolegniaceae
Exons: 2
Coding region: 1-174 (57 amino acids)
Source: RefSeq, a predicted model, not a curated record